Molecule: messenger RNA, 1101 nt
Organism: Linnemannia hyalina
Lineage: Eukaryota; Fungi; Mortierellomycota; Mortierellomycetes; Mortierellales; Mortierellaceae
Source: the annotation of a GenBank genome assembly
AUGCCGCCCGCCAUGGCUUCAAGUCAGCUCGAGAUGACUAUCUCUGUCUUCUCACCCCGCCUCACAAACAUGAGCAGUUCACACAAUAUUGUCAUUGGGGCAGGAGCUGGAUGGAGUGUUGGUGCUUGGAACGUGAUCUUAAGACGAUCAGUAAGUUUUCAUGAGGAGUCUGUCCUCAUAGGAGACAAGUACGACUUUGAUGUGGUCUUCUCAACAGAGGCAGAGUCACUCAGGAGAACUCCUGCUCCUGCCCCUGUAUGCGUUAUCAAGCCAAAAUCGGUGCCGCAGCCCAACUCUGCGUCCAGGGAGAAGAGCCUCAUCUCUUUGCUACUCAAGGAUCCUAGCUCGGUCGACGUCUGCUUCAUCUCCACCCACGAUAAGUUGUGCUCCAGCAUUGGUCUCUGGGCUCAUCGUUUUGUUCUCUCACAGCAUGCGUCCUUUGCCAAGGCGAUUCAAGAUGCCAUCACGGUUCAGUCACUUAGCAACAUAGUUAUAACUGACACAAAGUCUGCUGAGGAUGUCGAUUCUGAUUUGGAGUCUACGAGCAACCUCUCCGUCGACACUGCUAUUACUGAGGCAGGGGCGGUACGAGGAAUGUCCGUUGGCGCCGCUUCCAAGGAGCUUUUUAUCAAGGUUGACACCAUCUCCCUGGCUACCAUCUGCGUGGUGUUGUAUUACAUCUACAUCGGCGAGAUUAACCGUACUGUUGACGCGACGCGCUUUGUUUUGAGUGACACCAACAAGGUCUCUUUGGUUUGGCGAGACUCUGCCGGCAAGGUUGAAGAUUCCGUUAACUGGCGCCCCCUGGGUCAAGACUCGCCCUGGCGCCUCAAAGAUGUUACCUGGAACGAGCUCAGGGGUGCCGCUGUUCAUUUUGGACUCAAGGACCUUCAAGUCAUCGCCGAGCUCAAUCUUUCUUCUUUAAACUCCCACAGCAGCAUCCAAACAACAUCUACGGCAGUAUCCACAACACCAUCUACGGCAACAGCAACAUCUACAUCUACAUCUACAUCGACUACAUCCACAACCUCAUAUACAACAACACCCACUGCAACAUCUACUCACAGACCCCGGCUUGGUCGCAAACCCAACACGUCGUAG